GCAUUUGGUACUGAAGCCCGCUCAUUAUGGAACUGAAGGUUGUAUCAAUAGCAACAGUUUAAGAUCCCAAAGUGAGGGGGGAAAAUACUUAGUAUCCUGGUGUUAUUUUAUAUUACGUUUUGUGUUCCGAACUGUUGUACAGUCCGGCAUUCUUAUCAAAUUACUGAUUCUGUGUUCCUGUUGAAAUAUUACCGUACUCUUUUUGGAUUGUCGUUUCUUUUCCUACUUCGAAAAAGACCUCGGAAGGAAAACCAAUUUCUUUUGUGGAGAUUAUUGAAAGCCAUCGAGGACAAAGUUUAAAGGAGUCAGAAGCAGUGUGAUAUUAACAACACGAUUCACUCGAACUUUUUUUUGUGUUAACGACUAGCUCUGCUUUUCAAUGGUCACUAAUCGACUCUAUUUAGUAUUGUUUGUUUGCAUUUCGAGUGCAUUUACUUCUGGAUUAACAUUUGGAUUUUCAUCAGCAACUACACUUCAAAUUUAUUUCAGUUCUAGUUGGAUAGCAGUUUUUGUUGGUUUAUUAAAUGCAGGUGGAAUAAUUGGAUCAUUGUGGUCAACGUGGCUUAUUCGUUAUUAUGGACAUUGUUUUACAUUAUUUCUUUCUUAUGGUCUAUCUGUCAUAGGAUGGGUGUUACUAUAUUUUUCAUCGUCAGCUGUCUACGAACGAUAUUCACCAACUAUUCAAUUAGUAUUAGGACGUCUAAUAACUGGUUUAGGUUGUGGAUUAACUUUAACUACUAAUGUAAUUUAUGUCUAUGAGAUAAUUCCAUCGUCAUGGAAAGUAUUGAUGGGAUCAUUGUUUCAAGUUAGUAUAACAUGCGGAAUUGUUGCUGAUUAUGCACUUGCAAUUUUUUUAAACUGGGAUACUAUUUCUUUGGUUUUCGCAUUGGUUAUUUCACUUGUUGCCGUUUUAACUUAUAUGUUACCCGAAUCUUCUGAAUGGUGCGUUAAAAUGGGUAAUUUGCAAUCAGCUGAAGCAUCUCAUUAUCUGUUGCAGGGAAACGAGAUACCUUUUAAACAAAAUGGGAAUAACUUAAUGAUGAAUGGAAAUGUUUCUCAUGAUAUAUCAGAUCUUAAUACAAAAUCAUCCACUGGUUCUUCUCAUGUAUUGAAUGAUUCAAAGUCUAAGCUUCGUACAAUUUUUAUAUUAAUAACAUUUCAACAAUUAACAGGGAUGAAUGCUAUAAUCUACUUUGCUGAAUCGGUUUGCCUAUUUAGUGGGCUAGUAUCAUAUCAAUGUGGAUUCAUAAUUGGAUUGUGUUUAUUUAUUUCUAGUAUUGUAUCAGUAUUUGUGGUUAGAAAAUUCUCCUGGAAAAAGCUACUACUAGUUGGUGCUGUAAUUAUGGCUUUAUCCCAUCUGUGGUUUUCACUAAUGGUAUCACAGACUGAAAUUUCAAUGUCUUCAAUGCAUCAAAUUAAUUUAAUUAUAUUGGCUAUUACUUUCUCAUGUAGUUGGGGUCCAUUACCAUUAUUAAUAACAAUAGAAUUAUUUCCAACUAUUCAUCGAAAUUAUGUUAUUAAAUCAUCAUUAACAAUUAGUUGGAUAGUUUGCUUAUUUGUUACAUUUAUAUUUGAACCAUUUAUAUUAUGGUCAAGUGUAUCAGUUUUAUUUAGUAUAUUCUCAUUAUGUUGUUUAUUAUCUUGUGUUUAUGUUUAUUUUUAUAUUCCUGAUAUGAAAUCAAUGAACACUACUUAAUAUGUAUUUAUAUAUAUGAACAUUUUCAUUGUAGUUUUGUUCAUUUAGUAUAUUGGUUAAUCACCAUAGCAAUUAGUUUGUUGAUUGUAUUGUGUAGUGUAGACCAAAUAAUUUAUUUUAGCUUUUGGACAAACUAUUCUUCUUUGAGUUAUGUCUCAACUUUGUUUUAAUGAUUUACUUAUCAAUCCUCCCUGGGUUUUUUUUAUAUAUCAGCACAUAUGUGUGUACACACAUCUUAUCCUAUUCAUCACUUAGUUUUGUUGAACUAUAAUAAUAUCGAUUAUUACUUAGUUAAAAGGGAGUUGGCACAUACGCCUUCUUCACUGUGUGUCCUUUCGUUUCAUUCCUCUCAUUUCCUGUUCACAUCAGUGAGUUUACAAAAUAUAUGUAUUUAACAAUCUAUUCUCGUAUUCGACUUAAUUAAUUCCGUUAUUUAAGUUGAUAGUUAUAUACUAGACUAGUUAGGAUGUAUAUUUCGGCAGUAAUCAUUCAAUAAUGAUCAUCUGUCCGAUUUAACUAGAGUCAGAUCCUAAGUCACCAAAGUACACAAGUUUUUCUCAUAUCUAAAUAGAAAAUUCAUCAAUUAUAUAUUUCUCUCCCUGUUACUCUUUACACGUUUUACAACUAAUCUCUAAAUUGAUAUUAUAUUCUCUUCAUUAUCUACAUAUAAAUUUAAUAGAGUAUAUCCAUAGUAUUUAGUUAAGUUGCAGUAAUUACUUACUUACUUAUGCCUGUUACUCCUAAUGGAGCAUAGGCCGUAGACCAGCAUUCUCCAACCCACUCUGUCCUUGGCCUUCUUUUCUAGUUCUAUCCAAUUCUUGUUCAUUUUUCUCAUGUCUAUUUCCAUUUCCCGGCGUAAUGUAUUCUUUGGUCUUCCUCUCCUCCUUUGGCCUUGAGGAUUUCAUGUAAGGGCUUGUCUUGUGACGCAGUUGGGUACUUUCCUCUAGUUGCAGUAAUUGUAUUUUAUAUAUUCAUCUUCUUGACAUUUAUUUUAGUGAAAGUUCUUUUAAAUAAUAAUCAAACAUGGAUAAUACUUAAGUAAAUAUUUAAUUUUAAAAUUUUCACUACUGUUAUAUCCUAAUGAAGAUUAAAUUAUAGGUAACUUCCAAGGACUAUUAAUGGACUGAUAUUCUAUAAACAUUCGUACUGUAUAAUAGUUAGAUUAUGUAUAUUUAUAUUCCCCUUAUUAUAAGCUUCAUUUUGACCUAUAGACUAUCAUUAUUCUUAUACGAUUUACUGUCCCUAAAUUAUGCUCAGUUUAUUAACUACUGCCUUCCAUGGUCAUAGCCACUUUUUGGCUUUAUUGUGUACAAAUAUUAUUAUCUAUUUUAUGGUGUGUUGCGAUCUUUUUGUUUGAUUUAUAAACACAGUAUAUUUGAAAUAAAUGAUUCGUAUAUUGG
Messenger RNA from Schistosoma margrebowiei, 3096 nucleotides. NCBI's taxonomy places the organism in Eukaryota, Metazoa, Platyhelminthes, Trematoda, Strigeidida, Schistosomatidae. The record is from the annotation of a GenBank genome assembly.